AUGGUACUACCUAGUUUAGAAGUGAUCGCCGCCCCGGACAUUCGACUAUUCGAUAUUAAGGACUUUAAGAAAUGUAAACAUUGCCGCGAAUACUCCCUUAGUUUAGACUAUAAUUAA
Molecule: messenger RNA, 117 nt
Organism: Fulvia fulva
Lineage: Eukaryota; Fungi; Ascomycota; Dothideomycetes; Mycosphaerellales; Mycosphaerellaceae
Exons: 3
Coding region: 1-117 (38 amino acids)
Source: RefSeq, a predicted model, not a curated record